AUGGCCGACGUCUAUCGACCAUACCAACAGCGUGAGAGAUCUCGGUCGCCCCGUCGUCGUUCUUCUCGCAGCCCCCGACGUAGCCGUCGCUCGUACACUCCUCGCAGUCGCUCUCGCAGCCGUGACGAUUACCGUCGCAGUGAUCGUCGUUCGCGAUCUCCCUUGAGUGCUUCUGGUGCAGCUGGAUCGGGAUCCCCCUACGGUGGACGCAGUGGUUACGCGCCGGGCAGAUCAUUCGACGAUCGUUCAGUCAGCAAAGAAAAUAUGAUGCAAUCCGUUCGCGACUCGUCCCAACAAGACCGUCGGGUCUAUGUUGGUAACCUGGCCUACGACGUCAAGUGGCAUCACCUUAAAGAUUUUAUGAGACAGGCUGGAGAGGUUCUCUUUGCCGAUGUGUUACUUCUUCCGAAUGGAAUGUCGAAGGGAUGCGGGAUUGUGGAGUACGCAACGAGGGAGCAAGCACAAAAUGCAGUCAACUCGCUCAGCAAUCAAAACUUGAUGGGUCGUCUUGUUUAUGUCCGCGAGGACCGUGAAGCCGAGCCCCGUUUCGUCGGUGGCCCCCCACGCGGCGAUUUCGGCGGUGGUGGCCGCGGUGGCUUCGGUGGUGGAUUUGGUGGCGGCCAUGGCGGUCCUCCUGGUGGAGGUGCCCCUGGCCGUCAGCUCUAUGUGUCGAACCUUCCUUUCAACGUGGGAUGGCAAGACUUGAAGGAUCUUUUCCGCCAAGCGGCUCAGCAGGGUGCUGUUAUCCGCGCCGAUGUGCACACCGAUCCCACCGGCCGUCCCAAGGGCUCUGGCAUUGUUGCUUUUGAAUCUCCUGAUGAUGCGCGUAACGCCAUUGCCCAAUUCAACGGAUACGAGUGGCAGGGCCGACCCCUGGAGGUUCGUGAGGAUCGAUUCGCUGGCGGUGGCCCCGGCUUUGGUGGUCGUGGCGGCUUCGGCGGAGGCCGUGGUGGCUUCGGUGGUCCUGGUGGGUUUGGUGGCCGCGGAGGAUUCGGCGGCGGUCGUGGUGGUUACGGCGGUGGCUUCGGUGGCCGCGGCGGUUUUGGUGGUCCUGGUGGUCCCCCUGGCGGUGCUCCUGGCUUCGGUGGUGGUUUCGACCAGGCUGCUGCCUCCGUUCCCCCGAACCCCUUCACCGAUUUUGCUACCUCCGGGGGUGAUAAGAGCGCGAUUAUCUACGUGCGCAACCUUCCGUGGUCCACUUGCAACGACGACCUGAUCGACCUGUUCUCGACCAUUGGUAAGGUUGAGCGGGCUGAGAUCCAGUACGAGCCCAACGGCCGCUCUCGUGGCACUGGUGUCGUCGAGUUUGACACUCCGGACACUGCUGACACUGCCAUCUCCAAGUUCACUGGUUACCAGUACGGUGGUCGCCCCCUGGGCAUCACCUUUGUUAAGUACUUGAACGCUGGACCUGGACCCGAGAUGAUGGAGGAUACGGAGCCUACUGCUGGCAUCACUCAAGAUCAGAUCAUGUAA
Molecule: messenger RNA, 1476 nt
Organism: Penicillium longicatenatum
Lineage: Eukaryota; Fungi; Ascomycota; Eurotiomycetes; Eurotiales; Aspergillaceae
Exons: 11
Coding region: 1-1476 (491 amino acids)
Cellular component (GO): cytoplasm; nucleus
Molecular function (GO): mRNA binding
Source: RefSeq, a predicted model, not a curated record